Molecule: messenger RNA, 9607 nt
Organism: Phascolarctos cinereus (koala)
Lineage: Eukaryota; Metazoa; Chordata; Mammalia; Diprotodontia; Phascolarctidae
Gene: JMY
Product: junction mediating and regulatory protein, p53 cofactor
Biological process (GO): intrinsic apoptotic signaling pathway by p53 class mediator; positive regulation of apoptotic process; Arp2/3 complex-mediated actin nucleation
Cellular component (GO): nucleus; cytoplasm
Molecular function (GO): actin binding; Arp2/3 complex binding; transcription coactivator activity
Source: RefSeq, a predicted model, not a curated record
UUUUAUGCGCUUAAAAACAUUACUCUGAGAAGGGAUCCAUAGACUUCAGAAAACUGUCACGACACAAAAAAAGAUCGAGAAUUCUUUCCCAAAUGCAACUGAUUUCAUUAAUGUUUUGUGUUUCUUCGUCUUCAGCGACAAGGAUUCUUCUGGACACUAAGUUGUCCUCUAAAUGACCACUCUGGCUCUCAAAUGUGCACCACAGAAAGGGUGACUUGAAGAGCCCCGGGGAUAGUUCACAUCUUAGCUUCUCCCAGGUACAAUCUGAACCUCGAUUUCUGAGAGUGGCAAUCACAGCACCUUAUUCCCCUAUUUUGUUCAGGUCUCCCUAGAGUUCAGGAGUCACCUGCCCCAGAAGUGAACAGCUACCCCACCCCUUAAUCCCACCACCCUCCUCGCCUUCCAUCCCCGUCCCAGGUGAGCACAGAGCAGCCGUUCCUCCCCGGGUCCUCCCAGUCCGCACCACUGCAAACUGCAGAAAGAAGUGAGCACUGGGAUGAGGAUGCGGGAGCCCAAGGAUGGGGGCGGGGAGGAAGGUAGGCGGGCCCAGGCCUGCGCGCGCCGCCGCCGCCGCCGCGUCACCAGCGUGCCGCACGUGUCCGUGUUUACGUCCCUCGUGGAGCCGGACGACGUCAGCAGCAGAAUGGUAACAUUGUUGCGGUGAUGGUGCUGAGGCGGAGAGUUUAGAGAGACGCCUCCGGCUCUAGCUAGGGUGGGAGGGGGCUGGCCUUGGCGAUCGAGGCUGACAGAGCGAUCCGACCCGACUGAUCCUCGGACUGCAUUCGCUUACAGCCUUUCUCCCCUGCUUGUGAGGCGUCGGGACGUACGUGGGGGCCUCGGUCCCUCUGACGGGAAAGGAGCAGCGAGAAGCAGAGCGGGGGGCGGCGGCGGCGGCCGGAGAGGAGCGAGUUGCCGCAGCGCUGGCGCUUGUAAACAGAUCCCAUCACACGUGACCAUGUGAACUACCUGCUCGGGCGACGUGUAUUGUCUUUCCCGGCGGCCGGAGCCGAGCAACCGCCGCCGCCGCCUCGCGCGCCACAAAGAGCACGGCCGACCCCGGGGCCUCGAGCGCCUGUGCGCGAGACCGAGCGCAAGCGCGAGCCGGUCUCGCUCCUCCAGUCCUCCUCCCGCUCGAAGAUGGCUGAUGGUGGCCGGUGAGAGGGGCGGCCGGGGCCGGUGAGUUUUUCGGAGCAGGGCGGGGGAGGGGAGAAGGGAGCAGCCGGGGGCUCCGGCUCCGCCGCGCCGAGGGGGAGACCCAGCCAUGUCGUUCGCGCUGGAGGAGACGCUGGAGUCGGACUGGGUGGCCGUUCGGCCGCACGUCUUCGAGGAGCGGGAGAAGCACAAGUUCGUCUUCAUCGUGGCCUGGAACGAGAUCGAGGGCAAGUUUGCCAUAACCUGUCACAAUCGCACGGCCCAGAGGCAGAGGAGCGGCUCCCGGGAGCCGGCGGCCGCCUUAGGGGCCACCGAGGCCGGGCCCCCGCCGGACAGCCCGGGCCCCCGGAGCGCCGGCAACAGCCCGGUCUCGCGAGGCCGUGGGGAGCCGGCCGCCGGCCGGAGGAGCCCCAGCCUGCGCCGGAGCCCGGCCUGGGCGGAGGGCGGCGCGGCGCGGAGCGCGCACCCGCGGGGGGACGCCUCGCUCCGAGGGCCCGCGGCCAAAGCGGGGGACCCGGCGCGGGCCCAGGCCAGCCCGGGCAGGAAAGCUCCGGGGAAGCGGGAGCCGGUCCCGGCGGAAGCGGCCGGCCCGUCGUCGGUGCGGGUGGUGAGCACGGCCGGCGCGGCCGCUGAAGAGAUCGAGGUGCUGGAGCUGGUGAAGGAGGACGAGGCGGCGCCGACGCUCCUGGAGCUGCCCGAGGCGCCCGAGCCGCCCGCCGAGCUGGACUCGCCCCCCGAGGAGUGCAGCUGGGCCGGGCUCUUUUCCUUCCAGGACCUGCGCGCAGUGCACCAGCAGCUGUGCUCCGUGAACUCGCAGCUGGAGCCCUGCCUGCCCCUUUUCCCCGAAGAGCCCUCGGGCAUGUGGACCGUGCUGUUUGGGGGAGCCCCGGAGAUGUCCGAGCAGGAGGUGGACAGCCUCUGCUACCAGCUCCAGGUCUACCUGGGCCACGCUCUGGACACCUGCGGCUGGAAAAUCCUCUCCCAGGUUCUUUUCACCGAGACGGACGACCCGGAGGAGUAUUACGAGAGCCUCAGCGAGCUGCGGCAGAAGGGCUACGAGGAGGUGCUGCAGCGGGCCCGGAGGCGCAUCCAGGAGUUAUUAGAAAAACAUAAGAACACAGAGAGUAUGGUGGAGCUUCUUGACCUAUAUCAGAUGGAGGAUGAAGCCUAUAGCAGUCUUGCAGAAGCCACAACUGAAUUAUACCAGUACUUAUUACAACCAUUUCGAGAUAUGCGGGAACUUGCAAUGCUGAGAAGACAACAAAUAAAGAUUUCAAUGGAGAAUGAUUAUCUGGGGCCCCGUAGAAUUGAAAGUCUCCAAAAAGAAGAUGCCGAUUGGCAACGCAAAGCCCACAUGGCUGUGUUGUCUAUUCAAGAUCUCACUGUCAAGUAUUUUGAAAUAACAGCUAAGGCUCAGAAAGCUGUGUAUGAUAGAAUGCGAGCAGAUCAGAAAAAAUUUGGUAAAGCAUCAUGGGCAGCAGCAGCUGAAAGGAUGGAAAAACUUCAAUAUGCAGUUUCAAAGGAAACUCUACAGAUGAUGAGAGCUAAAGAAAUCUGUUUGGAACAGAAGAAACAUGCAUUAAAAGAAGAGAUGCAGAGCUUACAAGGUGGUACAGAAGCCAUUGCCCUUUUGGAUCAGUUAGAAGCAGAUUAUUAUGAUCUGCAACUUCAGUUGUAUGAAGUACAGUUUGAGAUCUUGAAGUGUGAGGAGUUACUGCUAACAGCUCAACUUGAAAGCAUCAAGAGACUUGUGUCAGAAAAGAGAGAUGAAGUAGUAUAUUAUGACACUUACGAAAGUAUGGAGGCAAUGCUUGAAAAGGAAGAGAUGGCUGCAUCUCUACAUCUACAGAGGGAAGAGUUGCAGAAACUUCAACAGAAAGCUCGGCAAUUGGAAGCAAGGCGUGGGCGCGUUUCAGCCAAGAAAGCCUACCUCAGGAACAAAAAGGAAAUCUGUAUUGCAAAGCACAGUGAAAAAUUCCAGCAACGCCUUCGCAGUGAAGAUGAAUACAGGACACAUCAUUCAGUACAACUAAAGAGAGAAAAGUUACAAGAUGAAGAAGAAAGGAAAAGUACCUGGGUUAGCCAAGAAAGACAGAAGACACUAGACAGACUUCGCACAUUUAAGCAGCGGUAUCCCGGACAAGUCAUACUUAAGUCAACACGACUUCGACUAGCUCAUGCAAAGAGAAAAAGUGUUGCAAGCCCAGUGUCCAGUGUAGAUCAGCCUCAGUCCCUACCAGUAACCCUAAGGACAGAAGAGAAAACUGAAGAGGAGGAACAAGGAAAAGAGGUGCUUCAGUCUUUGCAAACCAAGGAACCCCAGAGACUGGCACAGCUUGAAGAGCCUUCAUUAACACAACUUGAAGCCGCUUCAUUACCUCCCAGUGGUGUUACCUCUGAACUGCCUCAUGUUACACCUCUUCCACUUCUUACUGAUAAUGACCUGACACCAGGUACUGUUACUGUUGUCCCACUCCCACCACCUCUUCCUCCAACUCCUCCUCCACCGCCCCCACCACCACCACCACCACCACCACCCCCUCUACCUACUACUAAGGAUGGUCCCACAGAGUCUCUGGAGAAAGGCCUUUCUAAAGUGGAGGGUGAAGAGAAGAGAAUCCCUAAGUCUGCCAGUGCCCCCUCAGCACAUUUCUUUGACAGCAGUCAGCUGGUCAGUGCCAGGAAGAAGCUUAAAAAAACUGCUGAAGGUUUACAACGGAGAAGAGUGAGUUCACCAAUGGAUGAGGUACUGGCUUCCUUGAAACGUGGUAGUUUUCAUCUGAAAAAGGUUGAACAACGAACUCUGCCUCCUUUUCCUGAUGAAGAUGAUAGUAAUAACAUCUUGGCACAGAUAAGGAAGGGGGUGAAACUGAAGAAGGUACAGAAGGAAGUUUUGAGAGAGUCCUUCACGCUUUUGCCUGAUACAGACCCACUAACACGUAGCAUUCAUGAAGCACUUCGAAGAAUUAAGGAAGCAUCACCAGAAUCUGAGGAUGAAGAAGAGAGUUUGCCUUGCACAGAUUGGGAAAACUAACAUGUAAAUGGUGACUUAACAGCCACUGAGGAAAAAUAAUGCCCACAGUUGAAGAAUUAUCUUCCUACUCCUUUGGGGAAAAUUUGUAAGCAGUUUGAUUCUGCAGUCUAAACUGCAUUAGUUCAGUGUGUGAAAAGGGAAGUCAUUUUAUAGAUCAUCUUCAUGAUUCUAUCCAUUCCAGUACAUAGAGGUUAAACAAAGUGAAUUUUAGAUGUGCAAUGUAUGUAAUCAUAAUGAAGAGAAUGUCUCUAGGAUACCCUCCCAGUUCUUUUAAAAGCACUUUUUCCAUUUACAUCAAUGGAGUGGCCAGUUAAUGUUAGAAGAAUGCUGUUGCAUUGACGAACAUCUACUGUGAGUUAUAUCAGGACUGCUAUGAAAUCUGCCCUUUAGUGCACUGAGAAAUCAUCUGCUUGAAAAACAGCUUCUUCCACAUCAGUUUAUUCUACAAACAGUUGAACAUCUUCUAAAAAAAAAAUAAAAUCCUAGUUACCCUAGUAGUUUAUGUGACAAGAAUUGUAAGAAAUUCAGAUGGAAAAUAAUCCCAAACUUCCAUAAUUGUUCAUCUCCAAAAGAAUUUACAUAAAGAUGUUAAGUAACAUCUGAACAGAACUGUAGAGUAAUCAUGGAGAUACAUAUAUUAAUAUUUAUUUGCAAUGACAUGAUACACUUAACACGGCACAGUUUUAGAAAGCCACACAGUCUUAUACUUUGUAUGUUUUUUGAAGUAAAACUUUCCAUGCGCUUUUAAAUAGCUCUUCAUAAUUCUGAGUUUAUACUAGUUUGAACUUUAUGUGCAACUUUGUUAUGAGAAGCAAUACUUUGUAAUUUGAUAGUACUUAAAUUCUUUUUAGUUUUUCUGUUUGAACUGUUACUUGAUUAAUGUAACUCAUGAAAUUUCUAUUUGGAAUCACGUAUGAAGAUUACAUAAUGGGGAUCCAGUGCUUUAAUCUGUGUACUAUGUAAAUUUUGGUGUGCUCCACGGUUUAAAAACAAAGUGUGCUCCACAGUGACUUCUAUCAAAAAAAUAGACAUUAUAACCUCUUCAAUUGACAAUUCACUACUUUUGAGCCCUCAAAGUAAAAUUUUGAUGAGUACUCUUCUGCAUCGGCACAAUGAAAAACAAUUCACAACUGAAGACUAGUAGUUUAUAGGCAAUUUAUUUUUUUUUCCCAUACCAGGAUACUAAAGAUUAAUCUCUUCACAGUUGUGAAUAGUUAAGUAGCUCAAUUAGACUAAACGCAAAUUUGCCCAGUCUGCUGAAACUAGUAAGAACACUUGAGUAGAUUCUUACUCUUGAGUAAGCGAGAUCUAUCUUGGACUCUGUACAAAAAAAGUUAACUAUUGCAGUAACAAGGGACCUCACAAUACCCAGUCCUGUAAGACCUUUAGAACAGUGUUAUAGUAAAGUCCCAGUGUAUGUGGACUGCUACUCAUGUGUUAAGGAAUGAAAAAAUGUAGUAAUGCCAUACUACCUUUCAGCCCCAUUUCUUUUAAAACAAUUGGGGGUUGGGGAGACCCAGCAAGAUACCCUGGCAAAGGUCAUAAGUCUUAGGCUAUUCAGAUGUCUUGGCUUUUUAAAAAAAAAAUAACUUGUCCAUUCAGAUAUUGAUAUUGCCAAGUAUUGUUUGUUGAAGAGUUUAAAGAAAUAUUUGCAAAGUGCUUGUGAGCAGCUUUUUUCCAAAGUGGCAUUCUUUUUAUUCAGGCAACAUUUUACAGAUUCAUAUGUUAUCUAGGCAGAUUAGUAAUACAAAUUUAAUAUAGGAAAUUUAGUUAUCCUAGAGUCUUUAAACAAGAAAAGUAUUGUACAACAAUGAAACAAAACUUGCUUUUUAAUUUAAAAAAAAGGUUUGGGUUUAGUGAUACUGUUUUUGCUUUUAAAAUUAGCAGCUUUGUAAGCAAUUACAUACAUGAAAAGAACAAAGAACUCCUAUUUCAGCUAUAUCUUUGGAUACAAGUUUUCCCACUCUACAAUUUCGUAUCCUGUUUUCUUAAUAAGAGAACCAAUAAGAGAGACCCUUUUUUAAAUUAAUAGCAAUAUGUACUUGGAACCUCAUUGUGGGGUUAUUGACUUAAGGAAGAUCUGUCUUCUACCACUUUCAGGUACCAAAAGCACUUCAUUAUAAGGCAGUCUUAAUUAAAAGAGUUUCCAUUGCCAUUACCCAAGUGACAGUGUCACAGCAAGGCUACAUUGCUUAUGUCAAGUUGAUGUCCAAUGGCAAGAUGAUUGAUUCCACCAACUAUUAAUAUAAUUUAUAGGGUUUUUUUUAACAUGAGAUUUCAAAUCCCAACAAAGUUAAACAAGAUUAUAUUCUUUCCUUACUCAAUACUCAUCCACCAUUAAAACAUAGGCUGAUGUACUGGCCUUCUACAUAUAUUGUAGCUAUAUUUAUAGAAGUGAUAAGAGCUACUUGUCUUAUUGAAAAAGUUGUCUGGUUUACUUCCCUCCAAUUAAACUUGCAGUUCAAACAAUUUUUAUUACUGUUAAUUUAUCAUGUUUCCAUAAUGAGAAUUAAAUGUUAAUAUACAGUUCCAGUCCAAGCUGCCAGGUGUUUAAGUAGGAAAGCAAAUGUGUAUUGACUUUGGGGUGGUAAGAGAGUAACCUUACAGAUCCCUGAGUCAGUUUCACAUGUUUCUCCUAUUAAUAGAAAUGAACUUGUAUAUAGAGCUGUGUACAGUAUAUAGAAAAAGUAUUCCAAUGCUGCAAAAUCUUGGUGGUACUGUCACAGUAUGGGGAAAUGCCUGGCUUAGGAGGCUUUACAAAGAUUGUUAUCUUGUUUGUUUGACAUGUCUUUGCAGACUUAAUGAGCAUGUGAGUAGUAUAAAAAUAAUUCCAAGUUCCAUCCCCUAAACCUUUGGAGCAGAAAUGGUUUUAUAAAGUGCAUUUUGAAAAGAGACUCAGUCCAGCGAUAAUACACUACACAAUAUAUUCUUUUGUAACUUUCUAUUACAUGAAAUUAUAACCAUUUAUUCUGCUUUUAUGUAACAGAAAGCCUCUACUUGUUUAUUACAAGCUGAGUGAGAUGUGUAAUGAUAGUAGAUAAUCUAGGGGUAGGAUAUGUGAGGCCAUUUUCCAUAAAAUACAGUCUAAGACAUGAGGAGCAUACUGCUGCCAUCACAAAUGCUAAGACUUCAUAGUCAUAAGUGAAAGAAAAGUAAGCCAAAAUGGAAGGACAACAUCUGUGAUUUGGAAUUGAAAAUCUACAAAAGUUUUUAUACAUAUCCAUAAAAAUAUAUUUUAAAAUCAUUUUAUUCAUCUGUUGUGUUUACAUAAGAUGAAGGUAGCUUUUUUAGCUUAGGGGAAAAGUUUUCUGGUUUUGAUUUUUUUUUAUAAAACACAAAACCCUGUUUUAAAGUUUUCUAAUCUUAACACACAUGCUUAACAUCAGCUAUUUACUUGUAAAGAACUCUUGUGUCCUUAGAGGCAAUAUCAGGGAUUUGGGGUUUCAUAUACUUUACGUGGCUCUUUAUAAAGAGCUAUUUUGCCUUUAACAUCUUUUUCAUUUAGUAAAAUAUUUCAGAACUCUGGCAGGUGCAUUAUUGAAAUGCAACCAAUUGAUAAGAGAAACUGUAAGCUUAAUUGUUGUUAACCUUUGUUUUCUUUGUUGCACUGAAUUAAGAUUGUUAUUUAUAAGGCUCUAUAUUCAUUUUAAACAGAUUUCAUUUUCUUUUUUUAAUAAUUUUAUUCUGUUAAAUUCCCAAAAGCAUGAAAGAAAAAACUGUUAUACAUAGCAUUAGAAAAUUGAUAUAAUACAAAGCAGUGAGGGUUAUUUCAGAAAGAAGAGGUAAAAGUGGAAGCACUUUUCUGUUGGAGCACAUUGCAUUCAUUUAGAACUACUGACAGAUACGGUAGUUACAUUUUUAACUCGAUUGCAAAAUGCUCUCUAGCUAAAAGCACACUGACCAAUGUCACUGCUAAUUAGUUGCUCUAUAAAAGUAAGCAGUGGAUAUUUUCUAGCCUAUAAAUAUAGUAUAAUUUAAGAAGUUUUCCUACAAAAUGAGUUUAUAUUGCUGCCUAAACUGUCACGUAUGUAAGCAUUUAGAGGUUUUUAAAGGUGGGAGGGAGAUGCCCGUAUACUUUCUGGAUUGAUUUUUAUACAUGUUUGUGUAUGUGUCGUGUGUAUGUAUGCACGUUUGUGUGCAUGCAUAUAUAUAUGUCUGUGUACAUAUGUAUGUAAAUGUUUAUCUUGUCUAUUGAGUUAUUUUUAAAGAUCUGUUCAUUCCAGAUUCCUAAAUUUGGCCCACAAUGUUUACACCUUGGCACUUGUAGAACUUAAUUUGAUUCCAGUAUAACGAAACAAAUCCUUUAUCACUGGCCUUUGAGGAAUUCCAAAUUCACUGAUGAAAUGUUCUUCUCUCCCCCUUCCAUCCCCCCACCCCUGACUCCUUUACAGUGCUACUGAAGUGUGGAUAUACAGAAAAUACCUCUGAUGUUGACAGUGAGCAACUUUUACCAAAUUUGUGGUUCCACUGCAUGUACAGUAGAUUUUUUUAGGGGGGAAAGGGGGAAAGUGAGGCAGUAGUGAUUCUAAAAAAUGUCAUGUAUACACAUAUAAUAAUUUGUUCAGAAGGUAUGAUCCUGAACACACAAAACAAAGGGUUUAAGUUACUUUUUUUUGAAGACCUGCAUGUUAUUGUUAAAGGGUACAACUGCUAUUCUAACUUCUCACAAGAUCUUCUCAUUUUAAGAAAUCGCUUUAAUCAUGAAGUGAUAAAACCCCCACCUAUGAAGCAAGAAGGAUAGACAAUUUGACCCAUACAAUGACUUCUUUACCUUUGAGUGUAUCUCCACAGCCUCAUUGUACUGUAUGUCUUGCCAAGUGUGAAACCACAAUAUUCAGUUUAUGAAGAAUAGAAAGCUACAGAUCAUCUUGCAUGAGUGCAGCUCAUUAGGGUUAAUUAAAUUGACAUUUUUCAGCCUGUUCUGGAUACAUGAAAAUUCUAAUGGCAAACUGAUCCACCCUUCACUAGCUUUGUGCAAUAUUGUAAAAGUAGAAAAAAAAACAACACUAGCACAUUGUGCUUGGCUUUAAGAAGUUCUUUUAACAGUUGCAUUUGAGUGGACAUUUUAAAUGCACAUUGUAUUGUAUUUGCAAUACUAAGUAAUAUUCAACGUUCUAAAGUAUUAAGUAACAAAAUGUAAAGAAAAAAACUAAGCAAGCAUUUAGAGCAAUACUAUGAAAUCUCCAAUAAUUGUUUUGACUGUUGCCUUUUUCUUUUUCUUUAGUGCAACUUUUCUGCAAUGUCAUUAUCGUAUUGCUUUUUAUUUCAUGUUUUUUACACUCAUGACUUCAAAGUUAAACUAUUCUACACCAAGUACUGCAAUCACUUUUCUCUUCUUGUACAUGCAAUGUAACAACAUACAGUUUUGGUGCUUAACAAUAUUCCUUUUUUUUCUUUAAUAAAGGAUAUUUAUUUGAAUUA